ACCCGAACUACCCCCACCACCACCACCAUCGCCACCGCUGCCGCCCCCUGCAGCUGAGCUGAGCUGUCGUCUCUUUGCUUGUCGUGUCGGAACAACCAUACUCAUCGUAAAUGUAAACAACCUGACAGAAAGCUACCCGAGAACAACCGACCAUCCAAAAUGGAAUUCUUUGAACUUAUUCAAACUCCACAACUGGAUGGGGUUCUUGUGCACACUCCAUUUCGCCAACCUGCUGAAAAGCCAGUUGAAAGAUCUCUUUGUAUUAUCAGUCAUCAUAUGAUUCUCUCUUCUCGCAAGGAAGGAGUUGAAGAACUUUGGCUACUCCAUCGGAAUGUUGAUUCUGUGGAGCGCAAACCAGACAACCAAGCUGGUGGAGGUAGCCUUGUCAUCAAGUGCAAAGACUUUCGAAUCAUACAACUAGAUAUCAAAGAGCAGAGGGAGUUUCUCAAUAUUGCUUCCUCAAUUGAAAAGCUGUCUAAUGUUGCUGAUCCAAACAAUUGGUAUCCUUUCUUCUACCGUCCUAUGUACACAAUUUUGGAAGAUGGAUGGACAACAUUUCGACCAGAGACUGAAUUUAGUAAACUUGUCACUGCUUUGUCUGAAGAAUGGAGGUUUUCUUAUGUGAACAAAGAUUACAAUGUAUGUCCUUCUUAUCCAAGCACUGUUGUUGUGCCCAAGUCAAUUGAUGACGAAACUCUAAUAACGGCUGCCACAUUUCGGGAAGGUGGCCGUUUCCCUAUUCUUUGUUAUCGUCAUGAAGGAGGGAGUUACUUGCUUAGAAGCAGUCAGCCACUACUUGGCCCAAAUUCUAGGCGAUGCAGAGAAGAUGAAAAACUCUUAAAUGCAGUUCUUGGCCCAGGCAAACGAGGAUUUAUAAUCGAUACUAGGACAAUGAAUUUUGCACAAUCUGCUAAGGCCAGAGGAGGAGGGUAUGAAGUUGAAGUUAAUUAUCCCCAGUGGCGAAGAUCGCAUAAACCAAUCGAUAGACGUCAUGUUCUCCUCGAGUCUCUAACAAAACUGAUUGAAGCUUGCAAUGAUACCUCUUCUUCCAUGGAUCGUUGGCUUUCACGCUUGGAAUCUUCUAACUGGAUGACUCAUGUAAAGGACACAUUGAAUUGUGCGUGUGUUGUAGCACAAUGUCUGGACAAGGAAGGAUUAUCUGUUCUUGUUCAUGGAUCAGAGGGGCUUGACUCAACACUGCUUGUCACUUCACUUGCCCAAGUUAUAUUGAACCCAGACUGUCGGACUGUUCGAGGAUUAGAAGCACUUGUAGAACGAGAGUGGAUUCAAGCUGGUUACCCAUUUCCUCAAAGACACUCUAAGUCAUGCUAUUCAACCAGUGGGCGAAACAAAAAUAAUGCACCCACAUUUCUUUUGUUCUUGGAUUGUGUACAACAGAUACACCAACAAUAUCCAUGCAGUUUUGAGUUCAGUCAACCACUCCUGAUAUUAUUGUUUGAACAUUCCUACAGCUCUCAAUUUGGAACCUUUCUUGGUAAUUGUGAGGCUGAGAGAGUGUCUCUGAAACUUGCUCAGAACACGGCAAGUUUGUGGUCCUUCCUUAACCGUCCUGAUAUACUUCAGUCUUAUCUGAAUCCUAUGUAUGAUCCAAACAAUCGUGUGAUAUGGCCUUCAGUCGCGCCUAUGAGCCUUUCCUUAUGGUCUGAUCUGUAUUUGAGGUGGGUCAUUGACCAAAGCCCUCAGCAGAAAGCUCUCCAGGCGGUCAUGGCUCUAAAAGAAAAUGACAAAGAAUUGAGGUUUAAGGCAACACGCUUACGGAGACAGUUGGCAGAACUCGAGAAAGAGGCUGUUGAACGAGGCAUCUUAAAAAGAAAUACUUCUACUGACAGUGCAGCAACACCAACUGCAAGUGCAUCCAGUGCAGUGUCACCAACCAGUCCAAGUCCUUCAUCUCAGAUUUAAGUUAAAGCCAAUCUCUACUUAUCUCAUCAUGUUUGACAGCUGGCUGUUGAGUCAUCACUUUUAAAAAAUUGGUAUGUUAAUGUAGCUCUACCCAAGGCUUUUGCCAUUUGCUAAAUGAAUUUUGUUGUGUGUAAUUUGCAUAAGUGAACGCAACCAUAUUUUUUUUCAACCAUUAUAGUUGGAUCUUUAUGUGAUAUUCCUUUUUUAUUUUUUAUUAUUGAUUUAUUUAUUACUUACUCUAAGCAACUUAAAAUAUGUGCACCCAUUUAAGCUAUUUAGUGUACUGUUAUGUAUUCAAGCAAAGUUUAUUCAGAUGUAAUACAAUGCCACGUUUAUGAAGCCAAAGUGAACUAAAUUCUGCCUUUUUAUGAUUUAUUAUUUAGUCUUUUAGUGUUAGUAAGAUUCGAUUGUAAAGGAAUGAAUUUUUGUUGACUACAAAAUGAUAAUAGCUUUGCACCCUUCAACAGGCAUAUGUGUUCCUUUUUAAGAUAUGGUAUUCAAUUUUACAUUCCUUUGAAUGAUGCAUUGUCUCUUGUAGGGAAAAAUAAGGCCAUGUUGGUUAUGAGGUUGUGAGUAGCAACUGAAAGUGUAUAGCUGAUUGUCAAAUGCAAGGCUGGACUGCAAUACUUAGCUCUCGUAACAUUAUUCAUAUGUUCUUAUCCACUCUUGUCCUGUGAGAGCAUGUUUCUCAGUUUUUCUCUAAAUUUAUCUUGUUUCCACUGCUUUGCAAUCUGAGAGGUUUUAAGUGUCUGCGCAAGUCUAACAUCUGAGUGGGGAAACACCAUUGCGUUGUAUGGUUCAUCUUAUUUGUGACAGAUCUCUAUUUUAAAAAUAUUGUUGUUAAUUGACCGUGAUAAAAUGUAGUUUGUAAAUAUUUUUAGGUUUAAUAACAAGAUUUCUGUCUUGUAAGCUUUUAUUUACCGGUACAACCGGUACAACAACAUAAAAUUAACCAAAACUUGAUUGGCCAACAAUGUACAUAAAAACAAUGUCUUUAAAAAAAAAUCAGCACUCUAUUGAAAAUAAAACACCAAAAUCUA
This is a messenger RNA of Thrips palmi, 2963 nucleotides long. Its product is annotated as myotubularin-related protein 9. The transcript has 12 exons. Bases 160 to 1923 code for a protein of 587 amino acids. The record is from RefSeq and is a predicted model, not a curated record. Gene Ontology annotation, biological process: negative regulation of autophagy. NCBI's taxonomy places the organism in Eukaryota, Metazoa, Arthropoda, Insecta, Thysanoptera, Thripidae.